Caenorhabditis angaria is the source of this 1604-nucleotide messenger RNA. NCBI's taxonomy places the organism in Eukaryota, Metazoa, Nematoda, Chromadorea, Rhabditida, Rhabditidae. The record is from the annotation of a GenBank genome assembly.
AUGAUUCGUCGCCCAACAAUCAAUCGAGAAUCUGGGCAAGCUCAAUCAUUUCACACUGUUACUGCUCAUCAAGGAACUGGAAGCAAAGGAGAUCGUGAUGUUGAAGUUCGAUUCACUGAGAUGCAUGUAAGAUUUGGAAAAAAGAAUAGGUUUUCGAUUCAAAGUUUAAUUUUUAUAGUUGAUUGGCUCUGGAACAUUUGGAGUUGUUUAUAUGGCAACAUUAUGUGAGAAUGAUGAAACUGUUGCUAUCAAAAAGGUCCCAUUGGAUGAUCGUUUCAAAAAUCGAGAACUCAAUGUGAUGCGAGAAAUGGAUCAUCCAAACAUCACUAGACUUUUGUACUUUUACCAAUCACGUCACGUUAGUUUUUUUCUCUAAUGAUAUCAACCAGGAAAUAGAACAACUUUCGAGAACCCACUUCAACAAAAAAUUUUUUUUAGCCGGAAGUUUAUUUGAACAUGGUGAUGGAAUUUAUGCCAAGUAAUCUCAAUCAAAUUCAUCGUGAAUAUGUUCACAACAAUCAAUUGAUUCCAUCAAUUUAUGUCAAAUUGUAUGGAUUUCAAAUGUUGAGAGGAAUCGGAUUUUUGCAUUUGCAUAACAUUGUUCAUCGAGAUAUCAAACCACAAAAUUUGUUGGUUAAUCAUGAGAAAGGGAUUUUUGAAGUUGUGUGAUUUUGGUUCGGCCAAAACCUUGAAAGAAGGAGAGCCAAAUAUUGCCUACAUUUGCUCGAGAUAUUAUCGUGCUCCGGAGCUGCUCUUUGGCUCAACUACUUACGGAACUCCGAUUGGUAUGGUUUUAUAGACAUCUGUGUUAGGAAGGAAUUUUUUUAGUUAGAUGUUUAUAACGUUACAGAUCAGACAUGCAAUGUCUAAUAGAAAAAAAUAUAGUCGUGCGAUUUUUUGCAAAAUUAAUUAAAGACAUGUUUCAUGUGAGCGAAAAAUAAGCAAUAAUUAAUUAAUCUGUUAAUUGAAAACAUUUCGAGCCCCCGCAUUUUUUUUUGACAAAAAUUCGAAAUAAAAUUUGAAAUUCAGAUACUUGGUCUUGCGGUACUGUAAUUGGUGAAAUGAUGAACAACAGAGCAAUUUUUACCGCCGAUUCAUCGAUCGAUGUAUUGGUUCGCAUUAUUAAAGUGAGCCUAUCUCCGAACCCUAGUUUUCUAGAUUCAUAAUUAAUUUUUUAGUGCAUCGGAUCUCCAUCCAAAGAAGAAAUGGCAAAUCUCAACUGCCGUUACAGCAAUAUUCCUCUCACAAAUCACACUGGAACUGGUUUCCAAAAAAUCAUCACCAAAAAGCUUUCCACUCCAGCUCUUGAAAUUCUCACAAAAUUGUUGCGAAUGGAUCCAACUACCAGAACUAGUCCAUACGCUGCGUUGGCUUUGCCAUUUUUCAAUGAUUUGAGAAGACCAGAUACAAUUCUUCCAAGUGGAAAUCCUCUUCCACAAUUGUUUGAUUGGCUUGAGAAAGAAUUUAUUGUCAAUUCCGAACUCAUUCGUGACGUAAGAAACUUUCCUUUUUUUGAUUUCACAGAGAUAAUGCAUUUUUAGAUUUUCCCCCAGCAACGCAAAUCUUCAACUUCUACGGUUUUGCUUCCAUCAUUGACUCUUUAG